Molecule: messenger RNA, 1685 nt
Organism: Musa acuminata AAA Group (dessert banana)
Lineage: Eukaryota; Viridiplantae; Streptophyta; Magnoliopsida; Zingiberales; Musaceae
Product: xylulose 5-phosphate/phosphate translocator, chloroplastic
Exons: 1
Coding region: 160-1488 (442 amino acids)
Cellular component (GO): Golgi apparatus
Molecular function (GO): antiporter activity; triose-phosphate transmembrane transporter activity; phosphoglycerate transmembrane transporter activity
Source: RefSeq, a predicted model, not a curated record
GAUUUUUACGAGUGGCCGUUUCCCCAUCUAAUCCUAAUAAUAUCUGGCCGAGUUCUCCCGGCGGUUCACUUCGAUCGAGACGGAAACAGAGCAAAGGCCAAGGGAGGUAGAGGGACACUUUGCAGACGCCAAGGGUAAAGAGAGAAGCGAGCGACCGCCAUGAUCUCCUCCGUACAUGCUCUGCUUCCGCCAUCGUUAUCUCCUCUUCGUUCUUCCUACCGUUACCACACAGAAACCCACCACCUGAGGCACGUAGCCGCCAUUAGAUUCCGCGCAGCUAGUAUUUGUGGCCUCCCAAGUAAAACAAUCCCCUUCUUGUGCUUCUCCGUGCGUCAAUCCGUCCUCCAGAUCGGCCUCAAAAGAAUCUCCGUAGGUCUCAGGCCCGUCGCUGCCGCAGCCGCCGCCGCCGCCGGCGUCCCUGAUCCGGAUGGAGAUCCGAAUGCCUCUCCUGCUCCUCAAUCGCAAGAUCCAACGGGACGAGGAUUGGAAGACGCAAGCUCUCAUGAUAGGAGCAGCCGCGACGGUGUCAAGAAGAAGAGCAAUCCGAGACUGAAUCUGGCCAUAGUGUUCGGCUUCUGGUACUUCCAGAACGUGGUGUUCAACAUCUACAACAAGAAGGUGCUCAACAUCUUCCCUUACCCCUGGCUCCUCGCCUCCUUCCAGCUCCUUGCCGGCUCCCUCUGGAUGUCCGCCCUGUGGCUCUCCGGCCUUCAGCCCUUUCCCCGCCCUCUCGGCCGCCGCUUCUUCCUCGCCCUCCUCGGCCCCGCCCUGUUCCACACCGUCGGCCACAUCUCCGCCUGCGUCUCCUUCUCCAAAGUCGCCGUCUCCUUCACUCACGUUAUCAAGGCCUCCGAGCCCGUCUUCUCCGUCCUCUUCUCUGCCCUCCUCGGCGUCCGCCUCUACCCCCUCCCGGUCUGGCUCUCCGUCCUCCCCAUCGUCGCCGGGUGCUCCCUGGCCGCCGUCACCGAGGUCUCCUUCGACGCCCAGGGCCUCUGGGGCGCCCUCAUCAGCAACGUCGGCUUCGUGUUCCGAAACAUCUACUCCAAGAAGAGCCUGCAGGACGUCACGCACGUCAACGGUCUCAACCUCUACGGCUGGAUCAGCAUCGUCUCCCUUCUCUACCUCUUCCCCGUCGCCAUCUUCGUCGAGGGCUCCCAGUGGGUGGAGGGCUUCCGCAGGGCCUUGGUGGCGGUUCCCACCCCGUGGACCUUCUACUUUUGGGUGCUCUUGUCCGGGAUCUUUUACCAUCUCUACAACCAGUCGUCGUACCAAGCGCUCGACGAAAUCAGCCCCUUGACCUUCUCUGUCGGCAACACCAUGAAGCGAGUCGUGGUGAUUGUGGCCUCCGUUUUGGUCUUCAGGAAUCCCAUUAGGCCAUUGAACGCCUUAGGGUCUGCUAUCGCCAUCUUCGGGACUUUCUUAUAUUCGCAGGCCACCACAAUGGGCAACAAGAGCGGGAAGAAUGAUAUCCCCGAGAGGAAGAGCUAAGCAAUCUCUGCUGCUGGUUUGACGAAGCCUUGCUCCUCUCAUUAGAUUCUGGUAAGAACUAGUUCUCUUUCCUUCGUCUCCUUCCCUUUUGCUGUCCUUUUAUAGGACCAUUCGCUGGUAGUACUAGGAUGGUUACUGAUGGAACGAUGACAGGCGGGUUGUUAAUAGGUGAAGAUGAUUUCUCUGUUCCUUUUUCA